Messenger RNA from Kockovaella imperatae, 3040 nucleotides. Its product is annotated as oligopeptide transporter 2. Gene Ontology annotation, biological process: transmembrane transport. Lineage: Eukaryota; Fungi; Basidiomycota; Tremellomycetes; Tremellales; Cuniculitremaceae. The record is from RefSeq and is a predicted model, not a curated record. The transcript has 4 exons. Gene Ontology annotation, molecular function: oligopeptide transmembrane transporter activity. The coding region runs from base 242 to 2995 and encodes 917 amino acids.
AUAAGGUAAGUCCAUUUAGGGUGAGAGGGGGCAGAAGGGGGGAGGACCAAAAUGUCACGGAUUGUCCGCUCCUCCCGGAUAGUGAAGGGUGGUUCGAGGUGGAAUCGGGAUGGGGAAGGGAGUAGGGGCAAAGGCGGCGAAGAGGGAGGAGGAACAUUUAUAUAUAUGAUAAAGAUUCCCCCCCUUUCCUCGAUCUUUACGACAACACCCACCUCACCUCUUUGUCUGUCUGUCGAACACCAUGUCUCGUCCUCAUCGAGAAUACGAGAUCAAUUCGGUGGCUCCUCUCGAUACCAACAUUUCUGAUGUUGUCGAUGAGAAGAAGGGGGAUGCCGCCGACUUUGAUAUUGCCCCUGCGGAUGAUGGUCAUCUUGACCUCAAAGCCGAGAGGACGAAUAUCAGCCAUGCGAACCCUGAGAUGCGGGCCAAGAUCGUCGCCUAUUACGGACGAAAAGCUGAAGAAGAUCACUUGGCGCCAAAGGAAGAUGUGACGAUCAUCCUUGAUCAUAUCCUUGCCAUGACGGAGCAGGAAGCUAUGGACAUUUUGGUCCAUGCCGUAGAAUUCCACCAGGAGGACCCAAACUUCCCCGGUCCAACAAUGGAGAAGAUUAGACUCCUCAUUCAGGGAUACAAAGCGGCUGAUAUGGAAGAAUCCGAUUGGCUCUUUGAUCUCAAGACUGAGGCUUGUAUGAUCUACUACCACUCGCCUUAUCCCGAAGUCCGAUCCGUCACGGACCCAUUCGAUGAUCCAACGGUCCCUGUCGAGACCUUUAGGGCGUACUGCCUCGGUAUGAUCUUCAUGGCUGGUUCUACAGCUCUCAACACUUUCUUCUCGCCUAGACAGCCUGCCAUCAGUUUGAGUUCAAGUGUUUUGCAACUCUUGUUGGCGCCCUGUGGACUGUUCUGGGCCAAAUGGUUCCCUGACUGGGGAUUCAACAUCAUGGGCAAGCGAAUUUCAAUCAACCCUGGUCCGUGGACUUAUAAGGAGCAAACUUUCUCCACGAUCAUGUUCACAGUCGCCUCGGGUGCCGGAGCGACUUACUACGUCUACCUGGUCCAAAAGCUGCCCCAGUAUCUCAAUCAGGAUUGGGUCUCGUUUGGGUAUGAAAUCCUCCUUGCGCUCAACGUCCAAAUCAUGGGAUUCGGAUUCGCAGGCAUUCUCCGACGAUUCGUCGUCUACCCUUACACUGCCAUUUGGCCCAAAGUUCUUCCAACGCUCGCUUUGAAUAGAGCCUUGGUGAACCCUGAGCGAAAAGAAGUGAUCAACGGAUGGCGAUACACUCGAUACCAAUUCUUCAUGAUCUGUUUCGUGGCCAUGUUCUUCUGGUUCUGGAUCCCCAACUCGCUGUUCCAGGCGCUCCACUUGUUCAACUGGAUGACUUGGAUCGCACCGAACAACUUCAACCUCGGCAUGAUCACGGGCUCUUAUGGCGGUAUGGGGUUCAACCCAUGGGCGACGUUUGAUUGGAAUGUCUCUGGUUCAGGAUACCUCAUCACACCUUGGUGGAGUACCAUUCAACAGUAUUUCGCUCGUGUACUCUCUGGCCUCAUCAUCAUUGGCAUGUACUGGGGCAACUAUGCCUGGGCCGCUUACACCCCCAUCAACAGUAACGAGUCAUUCACGAACAAGGGAGAGAUCUACAAUGUGUCCAUCAUCAUGGGUGACGAUGGAUACGUCAACAUUGACGCAUACAAAGAAUAUGGACCUCCCUUCUUCUCCGGCGCCAACGUUUUCGGUCAAGGUGCUUGGUUCGCUUGGUAUCCCCUGGUUUUGUUCUACUAUUCCAUCCGACACUGGCCAGCUAUCAAACGAGCUGGAAUCGAAAUGUACGAAGGUGUCCGAUAUCGAAAAGGAAUGUACGAAGGUAACAACGAUCCCCACACGCGAAUGAUUUCAGUCUACAACGAAGUUCCCGAAUGGUGGUUCUUCGCCACGUUGAUGCUUUCCUUCGGUAUCGGUGUCGCUGCGCUUGCAGCCUACCCCACUCACACACCGUGGUGGGUACAACUGGCCGCCAUCGCCCUCAAUCUGUUGUUCUUGAUCCCCGGUACCAUCAUGCAGGCGUCCGCCAAUGUCGGUCUGGGUAUCGGUCUGUUCUUCCAAAUGUUGGCCGGUACAGUGUUCGCUGGAAACCCUCAAGCCAACAUCAUCUCCAAUGCCAUCGCUGGAAACUUGAACUCUCAAGCCGAUACCUAUAUCUCUGAUCAAAAGAUGGCUCAUUACGCCAAGCUUCCACCGCGUGCCGUCUUCCGAGCUCAAAUGAUCGCCACAUUCCUCAACUGCUUCAUCUUCAUCGGCAUGCUCAAUUGGAUGGUCACCAACUUUAACGAGGACGGUUCGCUGUGUACUUGGUCAAACGCUCAACACUUUGUCUGCACAGAUGCGGUCUUGACUUACGCGACGGCGGUCGAAUACGGAGCGUUCGGUAUUCCCAACCUGUUCAAACUUUACCCCAUUCUCCCUUGGUGUUUCCUCAUGGGAUCCGUCGGUGGCAUCGGAUGGGCACUCCUUCAAAAGUUUGGUCCUCGUAUCAGAGAAAGAGCUUACAGAUCGAUGAACGAAGUCACUUUCUACAAGGUCAACAAGUACUUCUUCGGUCCCGUCGCUCUUCUCGGAUGGUUCGAUCCUGCUGUCACUUGGUCCGGAGCCCUCAACUGGACAGGAGGUAACAACUUGUCUUACGCGACGAACGGAACCUACAUUUCGUACAUUUUCAUGUACCACAUCAAGAGGCGGUUCCCCGCUUGGUGGGAGAAGUACAACUAUCUGCUCGAGGCCGGUUUCGACGUCGGAGUCGCCAUCUCAGGUAUCAUCCAGACAUUCGUCUUUGCCUUCACCAACCAUCAGAAGGGUAUCACACUCAACUGGUGGGGUAACACUGUCGGAACGGCCGGACAGGACUUCCAGAGUUACAACCAGACUUCGACCUUGUUACCUAUCCCGGAUGUCGGAUACUUUGGUCCCGCUCCAGGCGACUACCCUAUGAAGUUCUGAGUUUGAGAGUGAAGAAAGAAGGCAAAGUGGUACGGGAGGUGAUCG